This is a messenger RNA of Penicillium brevicompactum, 1644 nucleotides long. RefSeq lists its product as uncharacterized. The coding region runs from base 1 to 1644 and encodes 547 amino acids. Gene Ontology annotation, cellular component: membrane. The transcript has 7 exons. Lineage: Eukaryota; Fungi; Ascomycota; Eurotiomycetes; Eurotiales; Aspergillaceae. The record is from RefSeq and is a predicted model, not a curated record. Gene Ontology annotation, biological process: transmembrane transport. Gene Ontology annotation, molecular function: transmembrane transporter activity.
AUGUCUGUUUCCAAAAAUGGAGAGGUUAAGAUUACCCAUGCAGAGGACAAUGGAGGUUCGAGUCGGGCCGAUGGAGAUGCGAGUUCUUCCGAGGGUCAUGUCUCGUUGGGGGACAUUAUCGAAGGCACGGCUACGCACCAAGCUACCAUUUUUGAGCGCAAAGCUGCACUGGUGAACGCGGAAAUUGAUAAAUUCGGGUUCGGCAGAUACCAGCAAUGCAUCUGGGUGCUGUGCGGGUUCGGAUAUUUCCUGGAUCUGGCUUGGACCCAGGGCGUUGGGCUGAUGGCUACAGCUGUUUUUCAGGAGAUGAAUGUGCCGCCAAGUAGGCAGGGAUUGAUUUUCUCAUGCUCAAAUGCAGGUCUUGCAAUUGGGGCUUUCUCGUUCGGCAUUAUCACAGAUAUCAUUGGUCGCAAGUGGGCCUUCAACUUGACAUGCCUUAUUACUUCGGUUUUCGGCAUGCUCCUGGCUGCGGCCAAGUACAAUUACGCCGCAAUCUGUGGUAUUUAUUUUCUCUCGUCUGUCGGUCUUGGAGGCAACAUUCCCAUCGACGCAGCUAUCGCUUUGGAAUUCCUCCCACAGAAUCGCCGCUUUCUUGUUGCCUUGCUGGGUAUAUGGCAACCAAUCGGUGUAGUCGUUGCAUCAGCCAUAUCUUAUGGUACGGCAGCGAGGUAUAGAUGUGACGUGGAAUUGCCGGCAUGCAAUGCUGCUGGUGUCAACCCUGGCGACGAAUGCUGCUCUAUAUCUAGCAACAUGGGCUGGCGAUAUGAAGUCAUUGCGAUUGGGUUAAUAACCUUCGUUGUGUUUUUUGUUCGGUGUCUCGUUUUCCACUUCCAUGAGUCGCCAAAGUUCCUGAUCAGCAAGGGUCGCGAGCAAGACGCCAUUGAAGUCCUUCGAAAGAUCGCAAAAUUCAAUAAUGCCCCAGCGCCCACACUCACCCUCGAAGACUUCCGCCAAAUAGAUCCAGAUCCAACUCCCAAUUUGGAGACCCCCAAGUCCGCUAAGAAAGUUGCUGUUGGGUUCUUGAAGCGCUUCAAAUAUCUGCGUGGUUUGUUCCAGUGCAGAGCCGAAUGCUUCAGCUUUGCUCUGCUUGCCAUUGCGUAUAUGGGUGAUUAUUGGUCUUUUACUCUAGCCGGAUCCUUUCUUCCGAUCAUCUUGCUACGAAACAACGUGGAAAGUGGCGGGAAUGUCUCAGAGACGUACCGUCAAUACAUUUACAUCUACCUUCCUGGAAUUAUAGGUGCUGUCAUUGCGCUCUUCUCGAUCCAGCUGCCCUUGAUAGGUAGGAAAUGGUCGCUGGUCAUUGCUGCGGUGCUGCAGGGCGUCUCGAUGGCAUUGUAUACACAAGUGAGAAACACGGCUGGAUACGUCGGGCUCAAUGCGCUCGAGUAUAUCAUGCAGACAUACUUCAAUGCAGUACUCUACGCAUCUGCGCCGGAAAUGUUCAACACGAGUUACCGCACGAGCGCCAGCGGAAUGCUAUCCUGUCUAGGCCGUAUUUCCGGAAUUGUGGCCCCGUUUGCUGGUCAAAAAUAUAUCGAAGGGGGGUCGGCUGGGGUGCUUUGGCUUGGAGCUGGUGGAAUUUGGGUCUCAGCCGUUUUCCUUUGCUUCUUGCCAAUUGAGAUGAGCAAUCGAGAGAUGUACUAG